UUUUCUGCCAUCCGCCAAGUGUGACACUCAAGAACGAGUUUCCAGACCGCUGCGCUGAAAAGCUAGACAACCGACACGCGUCCAUUGGGUGCUCCUGCUCGCGCUGAAAACUUGCCUGCCGGCGUGGAAGAAGUGCCACCUCGCACCAGUCAAGGCUCAGAAAAACAUUCACACAACACAAAAACUUACGAAGAUGGUCGAGAAUAUCCGACACUACACAAAUCCGCAGGAACGAGAAAAGGGGCGCGGUGGCGGGGUCGGCCGACGGCCGCAAGGUACGCGAUUGCUACCGCGACGCUCCUGCUGCAGGCGUCGCGCCUCCACGGACGACGCGUACGAGUGACCCCCCGUGGGGGACAUGAUUCGAAGGCCCCGCGGCAACUUCUGCCCGCGAAGAAGGCAGUCAAAAUGAAGAGAUUAUUCAAAUUGCUUCCGCAGGCCCCGCCCGCUGGAAGAAAACCCGCCUUUGGCCACGGCGCCGGGCCUCGAGCUGAGGACCUGACCCCCGACGGUGAGGGAUGGGGCUGCGGGAGUCCAUCCCUGCGAGCCCGCUGUGCAACUCCCCCGCUCGGGGAGAAGGGGCGACUCCUCAUGGAUGAGGAGGAGGAGGAGGAGGAGCCGUACAAUUUUUCUCGGAGUCCAACUCGGAGCCCGCAGGCGGCUCCAGGCCUGGAUGGCCUCAGCCCAGGCUGCGGCGGGGAGCUGUGCGCCUUCAGGCCGCUGCUCGCCGUGCCUCCUCCGUCUCCGCCCCUUCCCCCUGGAGCUGGGCAGCAGCCCUCCUCUUCGCCCUGCGGCGGGCGAGAGGUGAGACGCGUCGGCUGCAGACGGCUGCAGCGAGCCAGCGUUGAAGGCAACUGGGACGGGGGGCAAGUCCAGGUGGCAGGUAUUCUUCCAAGCACACGCAAAGCCUCCCGCCUCGCAUCGGCACUCCAAGGGAUGGGACCCCGAGACGCAGCGCCCUGGGGCGAGGAGGCCUUGAACGGCUGCAGGCUGCGGAGCAAAAAACGCACGUAGGAAACCGCAAAGGCCUCGACGAGUCUGCUCAGAGUCAGCCUAGCUGUGAGCGAAAGGGCAGCUCUGCCAUCCACAAGACUUCACGCCCUCCCCCAA
Prorocentrum cordatum is the source of this 1110-nucleotide messenger RNA. The record is from the annotation of a GenBank genome assembly. NCBI's taxonomy places the organism in Eukaryota, Dinophyceae, Prorocentrales, Prorocentraceae.